Molecule: messenger RNA, 2617 nt
Organism: Actinia tenebrosa (Australian red waratah sea anemone)
Lineage: Eukaryota; Metazoa; Cnidaria; Anthozoa; Actiniaria; Actiniidae
Product: putative ammonium transporter 3
Biological process (GO): ammonium homeostasis; ammonium transmembrane transport
Cellular component (GO): plasma membrane
Molecular function (GO): ammonium channel activity
Source: RefSeq, a predicted model, not a curated record
CUAGUUGAAAACCUAGAUUAUAUUCAUGUUAACCAGGCCAUAUGAGUGCGAAUUCUGUAGAGAAUUUCCACAACUAAACGUCAGAGAUUAAAGGAAGCUGAGUGUCAUACGGAUACAAAAUUAAGGAUCAUUUCAAUGAGCCUUUUUUAAACCAAGCCGAAAACGUUUAUUUAAGUCAGUUGUUGUUGCAACUAUAAGUGCAACUCUUAGAAGCCAACUAGAAGAUUCUAAAAUCGUCAAGAUUUCCUGACAAGAUUCCGGCGGCCACUCGAAAACUUGAAAAACACCAAGGAUUUUGCCGAAAAAGAAAAUAGUUCGUGCUGGGGUUGGUUGUUCGGAAGGAACCGGCGUAGAAACAGAGCACUAGAGAUAAUUGACUUUUGUGUUAGCAAGGUCUGUUUUCGCAGCACAUCUAAAAAGGUGUUUUAUCUUCUCACAAAGUACUGAGUAAAUUCUGCUUCGUUCGUUCAGUUUGCUGCAUCUAUCUUACGAGUUUUCAAAGAUGAAUGGCAGUCUACCUAACGCAACUCUAACUCCCCCUAACGAAACCGUCAUUCGCCCGGACGAUGCAACAUGGAUCCUGACGAGCGCAUUCAUCAUCUUCACCAUGCAAUCAGGUUUCGGUCUGCUAGAAGCUGGCAUGGUUUCUAAGAAGAAUGAGACGAACAUCAUGGUAAAGAAUGCGGUAGAUGUCAUCUAUGGAGGUUUGUCGUACUGGCUGUUUGGAUUUGCAUUCAGUUUUGGGGUUGAUGAAGGUAGCAAUCCCUUCUGUGGGAUUGGAUACUUCAUGACUGAUGCGGAUGAGAGCGAAAUGGGUGAAGUGUUUGCAAAGUACUUUUUCCAGUUGUCAUUCGCUACAACAGCCACCACAAUCGUCUCAGGUGCAAUGGCAGAAAGAGUGAACCUCAAAGCCUACACACUCUUCUCUUUCGUCAACACACUUGCCUUCUGCUUCCCCGCGCACUGGAUAUGGGGAAAGAACGGAUGGCUCAAGACUAUGGGCGUUGUAGACGUGGCAGGAUGCGGGCCGGUACACUUGGUAGGUGGAGUCAGUGGCUUGGUUGCUACGUUGGUGUUGAAGCCACGGACUGGGCGUUAUGACAAGAAGGGAAACCCAAACAAGCUUACGAUGGCCUCCCCAACUAAUGUGCUGCUGGGUACCUUCAUGCUGUGGUGGGGAUGGCUUGGGUUCAACUGUGGAAGCACUUUUGGAAUCACUGGCGGCAAAUGGAAACUCGCUUCAAGGUCUGCUGUUGUUACCCUGAACGGAUCUAUAGGUGGAGGGAUAUUCGGCAUGGUGUACAGUUACAUUGCAUACAAAGACAAGCUUCUAAUAGAUCAAUUCGCCACAGGAAUCCUGGGAGGCCUCGUGAGCAUUACUGCCAUAUGUGCUGUUGCUCGUCCUUGGGAGAGCUUCAUCAUAGGGUUCGUCGGUGGCCUCAUCGCCUGCAUGGGAUGUACUAUGCUCACUAAGUUACGCAUUGACGACCCUGUUGGCUGUGUCCCCACACACUUCUUCAGUUCCGUGUGGGGUUUAAUCGCAGUGGGUUUAUUUGCCGAGAAAGACACCUUAGAAAACCUUUCAGAAGAUUACGGAGUUUUCAAAGGAGGAAGUUGGAAGAAACUGGGGGUUCAGCUUCUUGCGACUGUCGUUGUUUCUGUAUGGAGUGCCACCGUUACUUUCAUAGUACUGAUAAUCAUCGAUCGAUUGAUUCCUUUACGCAUGCCGCUGGUCAUGGAGCUCGAGGGCGCAGAUAAAUGGGAACACGGUAUCGAGGCUGAGUCUUUUAUGGAAAGUAAUGCUGUUAUGGUUACACAGGGCGUCCUAAACUAUGAAAUGGAGACCGAAAGUGAAAACCAUGAAGUCGCAGAUAGCACUGGGCAACAGAUUCCUCGACUUAAAAAUUGUGAAAGCAGAAAUAACACUACGGCUUUCAAGAAGAAACUCCUAAGGAUUAAAAGUUCUCACAGCCGAAGAAGGCAUACGCUUUCAUAUGACUUAAAGUCCAUCAAGAAUCGAUCACAUUCUGUUGACAUAGAAAGAGAUUUAUGUAAUGAGACUAUUGUACAUCAAGUUGCAAUCGUUUCUAAUGGUAUAAACAACACAAAUCCCUCAAUAAAUUCUCCAUGUCGAGAACUUUCAUUCGGUGAACCUCACAUUUCCCUGGGUGAACUGAACUCUUCAAAAGUGGAAGAAUAUAAGUGCCACGGAGCAAAAGAAGCGCAGACAUAGAAACGAGAGUCAAACCUUAAAAACUGGCAGUUUUUAGCCAUUGAAACUGGCAUAAGUUUCACUCUAGACUGAUUGGAACAGUAAAAAUGUUGUAAAAUCUUUGAUAAAAGACGAGAAUAAGACUAAAAAGUUGUAGCUAAGCCCGGCGGGACAAGAAACAUGCCUUUGCAUGCAACAAAAAUGCCGGGGAAAUGCCGGGGAAAUACGUGCCCUUUUACGAAAAAGGUGAACAAAUGUAAAAAUUCGUCCGAGAAAGUUAUUUAAAUUCCUCCCUUGAUAAUGGGAAGGAAAUAACCAAAAAUCGUUUUUAAUUUGCAGAAAAACAUUUUCCUUUAAAGAAAUGUAAAACUAGGUGGAAAGUGAGGAAAAACUGCUGAAUUUUUA